GAAUAACCAAAAUUUUGCCAGUUUCAGGUUUGUAUUAGUAACAUGGAUAACCGUGGUUACAAUGUUACGAAUGAGAAAAAUGAUCGAAGACUCAGUCUCUCUGGAAUGGAGAUGCCAGGUCUAUACAGUCGAAGGGGCAGCAAGGCGCCACCACCUUUUGUGCCCGAAGUAUCGGAAGAUAGGGGAGAUAGACGACUCAGCUUGUCUGGCAUGGAAUUGCCAAUUCCAUACAGCCGAAGGGGAAGCAAAUAUCAGCCUGUGCAAGAACCUGUUCAAGAAACCUUUGAGCUCCCAGAGGAUCCUCCCCCUGCCUACCAAGGCAAUAAAAAGGCCCCUGGAAAGGUCAAAAAGUCUUACAAGAGAGUAAAACAAGCACUUCAGAGUAAUAGGAUUACCUCAAACUUCUUUCCCCCAAAAGGAGAGGUGGCAACGAACAUAACUCUAAUGAUAGCAGUCGUUAUCAUAUUUCUGUGUGCAAGAACAGUUUUAGGAUCAUAUUCUGCUCUAGGGGGAACAAUCUUUGCUGUCUUCAUUCUAGUAUUCUUUGCUUUGGUAGCUGGACAGAUAGUUCUUCAGCUUGCAGCAAUAAUAUCCAAGCUUGCAGGGUUUGAUAUUCGCAUCCCACAACUACUUGGAAUGAUGGCUGUUGGAAUCUUUUGUAAAAAUGUUCCGUACAAUUCCCAUGAAUUCAACAGCCCAGAAUGUCUAAACAGAUCUUUGACCCAUAGUGAUCUUCAUGAAGAUGUUCAUGGAAAUGAAAGUCAUUUGAUUCUGCAUGGUGAUACCGACUUACAUCACUUAAAUGUACAUGGAAAAAUAAUGGACAUUCACGCCUCUUUCAAUGAAGGACAUGCUAAAAUCGUUGAACACCUGAAAAAUUCUACAUUCAGUUCAACAGCUGAAAUAAAUCAUAAUGACCAUCCAGAAUCUAUUGGAUCAACUAAUAAUACCCAUGAAGAUAAAUUAGAUACUCACACUAAUGGAGAAGGAUUUAAGCCAAUUCCAGAUUCUGAAAAUCAUCAUCAUCGAGCAAGACGAAGUGGAGGUCAUGAUGAGCCUGUUGUAUACCGUGAUCCUUGUGUUAAGAGAUUUAUUGGAAAUGAUGUUGAUCCAACUGUUAAAACAAUCUUAAGAUCUGCAUGCUUAACAUGUAUUCUUCUGAUGGCAGGUCUUGAAUUGGAUCCUCCACAACUAUGGAGACUUAAAUGGAUUGUACUGAGAACUACCUUCAUACCUUGCAUAGUAGAGGCAUUUGCUGCUGCCCUGUUUUGUUAUCUGAUCCUUGGAUUUCCCUUUCUUCCUGGACUAUGCUUUGGAUUUGUUCUCUGCGGAGUAUCUCCAGCUGUUAUUAUUCCAGGAUUGGUGAAUCUUAGUCAGAGAGGAUACGGAGUAAAGAAGGGAAUACCAACACUGGUUAUUGCAACAUGUUCUGCUGAUGAUCUUGUGGCUAUUGGAGGAUUUGGAAUAGCUGCUGGAAUUACUUUUAAUCCUGAUGCAUCAAUAUCUGAUCUUGCCAGCCAUGGACCUCUUGAAGUGCUCUUGGGGAUUGCAUUUGGAAUAUUCUGGGGAUACAUCUGCCAAUGGUUUCCAAGCAAGCAGAAUGCAAACUAUGUGUUCUUCAGAUGGGUCAUCCUAACAGCAGGAGGUCUGUUUGCUCUGUUUGGAGCACAUAUGAUCCAUUAUGAUGGAGCUGGAGGUCUGGCUUGUGUGAUUAUGGCAUUUGUGGCCUCUAUUCAGUGGAGAAGAGAAGGGUGGGGAGAUCAUAACCCUGUUACAGAUAUCUAUAACAAGGUCUGGAUUAUCUUGUCUCCAGUUAUCUUCUCACUCAUUGGAACCAAUAUCAACGCAGAAAAGAUGGACGGGGCAACUGUAGGAUUGGGUGUUGCUGUACUUUUCUGUUGCUUUAUAACCAGAGGAUUUUUUACUUUUUGGUCUGCGGUUUGUGGAGGGUUAGACACAAAAGAAAAAAUCUUUCUUGCUGUUGCUUGGCUUCCAAAAGCAACAGUCCAAGCAGCAUUAGGUCCUGCGUUCUUGGAAAAGGCGAUUUCAGCAGGACUUACGGAUUUUAUACCUAUGGGAGAGACGAUUCUCACUAUGGCAGUUAUUUCCAUAGCUAUAAGCGCUCCCAUCGGCGCCAUUCUCAUCCUAGCGCUUGGACCUGUUCUGCUACCAAAUGACUUUGAGGAUAAAGAGGAUGACCCAGAAGACAAUACUGAUAGAGAGGGUAUCAUUGAAAACAUGAAAGAGGUUGUGCAUCACUAAGCCUUCAGUUUGGGAUAUCAUGCUGGGCUUUUAUGAUAAAAAAAUGGCAAUUAAUGAUUCCUUGUUAAGUUUUCUACAGUUUGUAACUUUCAUCAUAAUUCCUUUAUUUUACUAUUUUUACUUUUUAUCAAAAUAUUUCUCUUUAACUUUUUAAUUUCUAUGCAACCUUCUUACACAUCAAAAUAAACAGAUAUGUAAGAAAAAGGGAAUUGCAAAAUAAAAUGUAAUUUAUAUGCGUAUAUUAAAUAUUUACAUUCAGGACUAUAUCUAUGUUUUUUAUAUAUUAUUGUUCAUUAGUCUAGAUAUUUGUUGAAUUAAAUGUUUAAAUAUUAUAUUAUUCUGUAUUCUACAGCCUUCAAGUUCCACUUGUCAAUCAGCUUGAAGAGUCUACAGUAUUACCCACAAAACCUAACACUUGAAUGACGACAUAAAACUUGUUAAAUACAAUAUAUUAAAAGUUAAAUUUGGUCUUUUGCCUUA
Molecule: messenger RNA, 2742 nt
Organism: Eurytemora carolleeae
Lineage: Eukaryota; Metazoa; Arthropoda; Copepoda; Calanoida; Temoridae
Exons: 5
Coding region: 43-2262 (739 amino acids)
Biological process (GO): proton transmembrane transport
Cellular component (GO): membrane
Molecular function (GO): antiporter activity
Source: RefSeq, a predicted model, not a curated record